CCAAUAGAGCAAAUAGAUCAAAGUUGAGUGACAAAAUUCGAGGACUGAGUGAUGAGCAAUAAUCGAUCGUUAGAGUCUCUUCCACCAACACAAACCCUAGAAAUAGAGAACAGCCUCUCUCUCGUCCCUCGCCUGAAACUCCUCCUCACCGUCCACCGCGCCGACCACUCCGUCAAGCCCAUCGACGAGUGGCAGCUCAAGCGAUCCCUCAUCGACUUCCUCAGAACCUCCUUCUCCGUCACCGUCCCCGAAGACGACCUCCAUAUCAACCGCUUCAAGGACCUCAACAAACGCAAGCGCGAAGAGCCCAUCGCGGAUGGCUCUCUCUUCAUUUACGACCUAGGGUUUCUUUCCAAGCGCUCCUCCUACGACGACGGAGACGAUGUCAAGGUUUUGGAGAAGAAGUUAUCGGAUUGGAGGAGAUCGGUGGUUGAGAAGAUGGAUGGGAUCGAGUUGAAUCUUGAAGGGGUUAGGUUUCGGCUCACUGUGGCUGUUCCACCGUCGGAUGAUUUCGAUGGAAUGAGGAAGGAAUGGGAAGAGCUCUCUGCAUUUGGCGGUAGAGGGUAUUCAAGGGAUAGGAAGCAGCAACCAGAUACUGUUGUGUUGAGAGGUGUUCCGUCACGGUGGUUUGCUGAGCCACGAGUUUCAUCCAAACCUUCGAUGCUGGUUACUCAUACAAUUUUUUCCACAUUUGGGAAGAUACGGAAUCUUAAUGUUGCUGAGGAUGAUGAUCUACGCAAGAAUGCGGACGAAGAUAGUGGGGCCAUAGUUUCAGGUCUCCAGUGUAAGAUUGUGGUCCAGUUCGAGAAACACAGUGAUUUUUAUAAUGCCUUGAAGGUUUUAUGUGGCCGAUCAUUGCAAAAGGAUGGAUCGCGUUUCAGGGCUGAUUAUGAGGUGACUUGGGACAAGGAUGGGUAUUUUCGAAAUACUAGAAGUCAUACACAUGAAGAGAGCAGCCGGAUGCCAGCAACAAGUGCUGGAUAUUAUAGAAGUGAAGCUCCCAGACGACGACCUCACAUUUCUCGGUUUAGUCCGGACAAUGAACCGCCAAAGAGGUUCAAGCUGAAUAAAUAGCAAAAGUAAAUGAUACACAUGCAAUGAUAGGAUUCAGCACAUUUGUUGUAAAAAUAGCUCAUUACCUAAUGUUAUUGAUAUUCUUCAAUUUGUUCAGUAAAAUGAAUUUUUUUUAAAAAAAAAAAAAAAAAAAAAAAAAUCAUUUUACUAACUGAAACGAAGUGUUCUUAUAUGCAGCUGCUGCUUGUAUUUGUUUCUUUUGUGCAUCAGUUUGACCAUUGUAUCA
Cornus florida is the source of this 1300-nucleotide messenger RNA. RefSeq lists its product as uncharacterized. NCBI's taxonomy places the organism in Eukaryota, Viridiplantae, Streptophyta, Magnoliopsida, Cornales, Cornaceae. The transcript is spliced from 4 exons. The coding region runs from base 52 to 1074 and encodes 340 amino acids. The record is from RefSeq and is a predicted model, not a curated record.